GAGAAAGGCAUUUCUGUUAGAGGUGUAAUGGACGUUAAUACUGCUUUACAAGAGGUGCUGAAGACCGCCCUCAUCCACGAUGGCCUAGCAUGCAGAAUUUGCAAAGCUGCCAAAGCCUUGGACAAGCGCCAAGCCCAUCUUUGUGUGCUUGCAGCCAACUGUGAUGGGCCUAUGUAUGUCAAGUUGGUGGAGGCCCUUUGUGCUGAACACCAAAUCAACCUAAUUAAGGGUGAUGACAACAAGAAACUAGGGGAAUGGGCAGGCCUCUGUAAAACUGACAGAGGGGGGAAACCCUAUAAAGUGGUUAGUAGCAGUUGUGUAGUAGUUAAGGACUAUGGCAAAGAGUCUCAGGCCAAGGAUGUCAUUGAAGAGUACUUCAAAUACAAGAAAUGAAGAAAUAAAUCUUAG
Molecule: messenger RNA, 408 nt
Organism: Chlorocebus sabaeus (green monkey)
Lineage: Eukaryota; Metazoa; Chordata; Mammalia; Primates; Cercopithecidae
Product: small ribosomal subunit protein eS12-like
Biological process (GO): translation
Cellular component (GO): ribosome
Molecular function (GO): structural constituent of ribosome
Source: RefSeq, a predicted model, not a curated record